Messenger RNA from Cetraspora pellucida, 752 nucleotides. NCBI's taxonomy places the organism in Eukaryota, Fungi, Glomeromycota, Glomeromycetes, Diversisporales, Gigasporaceae. The record is from the annotation of a GenBank genome assembly.
AUGAUCAAUGAUAUUUUAUUUAAUAAUUUACCAACAGAAGGAAUUCAAGCAUUACAACAAUUCUUAACUAUUUGGAAAGAUAAUCCUAUUCCUAAUAGUACAAUAGAAAUAACACCUCAAAAUAUUUCUAUUAUUAAUGCCGAAGGAUUAAAUGAAAACUUUCUAGAAGAAUUUACCAUUGUGCCCUUCACUGAGGAUAAUAUUAACAUAACAACUGAACAAAAUAAUGAAGUUGACAAUAAUAAUGAAUCUCUUAUUGAACAAAUUAAAAGAGACUUAGAGCAUGAAAUAGAGGAUAGAGUUCUACCGAAUUCUCCUUAUAAUGGCUCAAAUUAUGUCCAAAUUCUUCGACAAAUUAUUAGAAAAAUUCGAAUACUUGGUAAAAGAAAAGUUAAUAGAGUGAAAAGACUCGAAGCAAUAUAUUAUUUAGGAAAAUUAAAAGAUGAAAAUGAAGGAAAUAGAAAAAUUAUUCAAAAUAUUAGAAAACAGUUAACUGAACAUUUUGGAAAACAUAAAUCUGCACGUAUUUGGAAACAAGCGACUCGAAUUUAUUCAAUAUAUCAAAAAUUUGGACUACAACAACUACACAAAGCAAACUUUAUUAGUGCCUCAAUUAUUGUUGUUCAAGAAGGAGGACGAAAGUUCGAACAAGUUGGAGCCACAGAGGAAGAAACAGAAGCAUCGAUUUCAGAGACAAUAGAAGAAGGUGUAGGUGGAUUGGACAUCUGUGAAAAUAAAAGACCAAAAGAAAA